UAGUGAUGGGACUAUCUUUUGGACUGGGGGUUCCUGGUAACGUAGCAGUGCUGGUGAUGCUCGUCCGACGCUUGAAGGAAAAGAACUUCACCCUCCGUCUGAUGCUGAGUCUGGCGAUAUCGGAUCUCCUGACUCUUCUUCCACUGCCGGUGUGGAUCUGGGCUCUUCUUCAUGACUGGAUCUUUGGUUCUGUUGCUUGCAAGACCGUCUCCUACAUUGGAUAUUGGUGUGCUUUCUGUAGCACAUUUUGUGUAACCCUGAUGAGCUUCCAGAGAUACAUGCAGGUGCUGCAUCCUCAGAUAUGGGCCAAACUUGGAGACCAUGGAGAGAAGGGUCUUCUGGCUGGGAUCUGGAUAGUGAGUGGGCUGUUGGCUUCAUAUAUUCCCGUCCAGCGUGACGUAGGUUGUACACCAUAUGGAUUCCAGUACUGUUAUCAACAGUUUAAGAGUGAUUCAGAGAAAUUACAGACUUCACUCUUAGAAAUGUUUCAGUUCUUCAUCUGCUUCUUCUUGCUGGCUAUCUUCUACUAUUGUCUUCAUCGAGGGGUCAAUCAAUCACCUUUCUUCAGUAGCAACAGAUUGACUAAGUUGGUGACGCUGAUCGUCUUGGCUUUCUUCAUGUUUUACGCUGCGAUUCCCCUUGUGAACAUCUUAAAUAUCAUUGCGAUUUCACUGGAGAAUGAAAGUCUUCUGAAAACAUUUGAACUUGCUGGAAGACUGGCCAGGGCAAUAACAUUCCUGAGCGGCUGUGUGAACCCUUUUCUGUACAAGUUCUCUUUUAGAGGGCAGCAUACUAGAAGUUCUUCGACAUUGCACACUUGAUUAAUUUCUGGAAGUGUUCCUGAGUGAGUUCCAUGCAGUGAUUUCCAGUACAGAUUCAGUACAACUUGUAUUAAAUGCAGUUCACACCUGAGGGCCCAAAGAUCACCAGCAUCCAGCACUGACUGUUGACCUCACCCCUUGCACACAGGGAUUUUGAUAUUAUGCACUGUGUAGAUGGUGGGAUAUAUAAUUAAACUUUUUUCUGAAGUAGUUUUGAACAGUUUAUUGGAAAUUGGAGAACCUCAACCCA
Astyanax mexicanus (Mexican tetra) is the source of this 1071-nucleotide messenger RNA. Its product is annotated as leukotriene B4 receptor 1-like. The record is from RefSeq and is a predicted model, not a curated record. Gene Ontology annotation, biological process: immune response; G protein-coupled receptor signaling pathway. The transcript has a single exon. Gene Ontology annotation, cellular component: membrane. NCBI's taxonomy places the organism in Eukaryota, Metazoa, Chordata, Actinopteri, Characiformes, Acestrorhamphidae. Gene Ontology annotation, molecular function: G protein-coupled receptor activity. Bases 6 to 821 code for a protein of 271 amino acids.